Molecule: messenger RNA, 1440 nt
Organism: Metarhizium album ARSEF 1941
Lineage: Eukaryota; Fungi; Ascomycota; Sordariomycetes; Hypocreales; Clavicipitaceae
Product: Chromate transporter
Exons: 4
Coding region: 1-1440 (479 amino acids)
Biological process (GO): chromate transport
Molecular function (GO): chromate transmembrane transporter activity
Source: RefSeq, a predicted model, not a curated record
AUGUCCACAAAUAGCCGCGAUCCCUCGCGGCCAAGGGGCCUCGGCCGUGCCUGGGAAGCGACGAGGUUCAACUGGUACCUGGGUUUCUCUGCUUUCGGCGGACCGCCAGUGCAUUUCAAGAUUUUUCACGACAGGUUCGUCUCGAAGCUAGGAUGGAUAGACGAGCAAAUGUAUCAAGAGCUGUUCAGCAUCUCGCAGGCGCUAUGCGGUCCGGCAAGCACCAAGAUGCUCUACUGCAUCAACCUCAUCCACGGGGGUUUGCUUGCCGCCGUCGUCGCAUUUCUCACGUGGAGCCUACCUGGCGCACUAGGAAUGUUCAGUCUGUCCAUUGGCGUGUCAAACAUCCAGGAGACUCUGCCGCGUGCGGCAUACGCGCUCUUGUCCGGCCUCAACGCCGCCACCGUCGGCGUCAUCGCGCUGGCAGCGGUAGAGCUCUCCGGCAAGGCCGUCACCGACCGCCUCACCCGGAUCCUGGUCUUCUCAGCGGCCACGGCCGGAAUGCUGUACAAGGCAUUGUGGUACUUCCCGGCGCUCAUGAUGCUGUGCGGCUGCGCGACCGUCGCCUUCGACCACCGCUGGCUCCACCGCCCAGCUCGCGUCCUGAGCGGCCGGUGGGCGAGAAUGGGAAUAAGAAUGAGAAUGACAAUGCGGCGGGCCGCGCCGGGGGAGGCGGGACGCGUCGCCAGUGAGCGAGGCCAAGGCCGCCUUGCUGCUCCCGAGAACCCCGAGCCUCGUGCCAUCCCGCAGGAAUACCGCCUCGACUUCUCCUGGAAGGCCGGGACGGCAGUCAUCACGGCCUUCUUCCUCACCUUGGUCGUCGUCAUGGUCCUUCGCGGCCUUUUGCGCGAGCCGCCCAUGCUGUUCAAGCUCUUUGCAAACUUGUAUCUCGCGGGCACCAUCAUCUUUGGCGGCGGGCCGGUCGUCAUCCCCCUCCUGAGAGAGUACGUCGUCGCAGAAGGCUGGGUGAGCCCUCGCGACUUUCUCAUCGGCCUCGCCAUCACGCAGGCUUUCCCGGGACCAAACUUCAACUUUGCCGUUUUCCUGGGCAGCCUGGCCGCCAUCAACGGCAAGCAUUCUUCCGUGGGAGGCGCCAUCCUGGCAUUCUUGGGCAUCUUUCUCCCUGGCAUCAUACUUGUCCAUGGGACCAUGGGCCUCUGGAGCGCCGUGCGCAGCAAGCCGUGGGUCAAGUCCGGACUGAGGGGGGUGAAUGCUGGUGCUGUUGGGCUGAUAUACACGGCCGUGUAUCGGAUAUGGCAGGUAGGCUAUAUCGAUCAAGGCUUUCAAUCAGGAAAAGGUCUCGGCGACGAUCCGUGGUGGGUUGUCAUCACGGCCACCGCAUAUGUCGGUGGGAGGCAUUUUGGGGUCCCGGCCGCGCUUGCUAUUGUGCUCGGGGCUGUACUGGGCUUGGUGAGAUAUGCUGUUGUGUCGGCUCAGAAUUAG